GUAGUGGUAUGUCGUAUGAGUUCUAGUAAUAUUAUAGUUGUAAUUGGAGUUAACAUUCUUAUGAGGCUGCAUUUGAUACAUUUCUCAGUUUCCGAUGAUGAUGAAAUAGACUACUCCAUCAAACCAGAAUUCUAUGAUCCAAAUCUUGAUGACAAAGAUGAAUUAUGGGUUCAAAAGCAAAGGAAAGGUCAUUAUUCUGAUGCUGUGCUUAGCUGCCCAGCUUGCUUCACUACGUUAUGUCUUGAGUGUCAAAGGCAUGAAAAAUACGUGACCCAGUACCGGGCAGUUUUUGUUUCCAACUGCAAGAUCAAGACUGAUGAAGUGUCGCCGGUAGGUCUGAAACGAAAACGGGGCAAAAGGAGGAUUGAAUAUGGAGACGGUGGUGAAACAUUUAAGCCAGUAUGCUGCUCAGUUUGUUCAACUGAGGUUGGAGUAAUCGAUGAAGAGGAAGUCUAUCAUUUCUUCAAUGCUCUUCCAAGUGAAUGUUGAUUUCUUAGGUUUAACAAAAUUUGAAAAUUUGAAGAUGGUUCAAAAUGCAAUUACAACAAGGGCCUGUCAUUCAUUCAGGCAAGUCUCCU
Messenger RNA from Camellia sinensis, 578 nucleotides. The record is from RefSeq and is a predicted model, not a curated record. NCBI's taxonomy places the organism in Eukaryota, Viridiplantae, Streptophyta, Magnoliopsida, Ericales, Theaceae.